UUCUGUCACUGUCAAAUGUAGAGCAGGCGACCAUUGGGGACAAGGUAGCGUUGAACAGAAGAGAGAGAGAUAGAUAGAUAGAGAGAUAGAGAGGACAGUAGUCGCGUAUUGCCGCAACAUUUUCUUGUGCGUGCAUCAUUAUAAACUUAGUGCCAGCCAGGUCUUCUGUAUUAAUUAUUGCAUGUGUAGAGCAGAUCAUCCAGCGUUGGACUGGCAUCUGGUUACGAAAGAAACGGGACGGCACCAGUGGAAAUACUAUCUGAAAACUCCAUUAGCCUUGCUUCGUUCGUUUUACAAUUGCCAGCAGUCACAGUCACAGCAGCCUAUUUCCGAGGACGCGAGUCGCGAUCACAGGGACCGCUGGAGAAGUCUCACGUUUUGUCGUUUGAUUUAUAGACUGGUCACUGUAAUUUACGCAAUAGCCUAGUUUUCUGGACUCCUUGCACAUUUUUUUUUCUUUGGUCCAAAGUAGUCCAUGCAAGCCUAGUUGCUAUACCAUUUUUUAAAGAAACCUACGUGACAGACAGAUUCAAUCAUUACUCUCAAAAGGGACAAACGAGGGACCAUGGUGAAUCCUGGAGGUAGCAGCCAGCCCCCUCCGGUGGGAGCAGGCUCCCUGUCCUGGAAGAGGUGUGCGGGCUGCGGGGGGAAGAUCGCUGACCGCUUCCUUCUCUAUACCAUGGACAGCUACUGGCACAGCCGAUGCCUUAAGUGCUCCUGCUGCCAGGCCCAGCUGGGGGAGAUAGGCACCUCCUGUUACACCAAGAGCGGCAUGAUCCUCUGCAGAAACGACUACAUCAGGUUAUUUGGGAACAGUGGGGCAUGCAGUGCUUGUGGCCAGUCCAUUCCAGCCAGUGAACUGGUCAUGAGGGCACAAGGCAAUGUGUACCAUCUCAAGUGUUUCACAUGUUCUACCUGCCGGAACCGGCUGGUCCCAGGGGACAGGUUCCACUACAUCAACGGCAGUCUGUUCUGUGAACACGACAGACCCACAGCACUCAUCAAUGGACAUUUGAGUUCACUGCAGACAAACCCACUACUGCCCGACCAGAAGGUGUGUUAGGAGCAAGGUGUGCAAGAAGCAGGAUGCGUGCCUUCAUUUUAACCCUAGCUUAUUGUCACCCACUACUUUCUGGAUCCCUGUACCAUCCCUCCUGCCCUGCCCUGCCCUGCCCUGCCCCCAGCCCCCCCCCCCCCCCCCCCCCCCCCCCCCCCCCCCCCCCCCCCCCCCCCCCCCCCCCCCCUGCUCUCCAGGCACCCAGACUCUUACCUGAGCCCCCAGGCAGCCUCCUCAAUCUACCAAGACCCCCGCUUCUCUCUGUACAACACCCACCCUCGUCCCCACCCUAACUCCCUUUUACGGGAGGACAUACACCCCCCCCCGCUUCUCUCUGUACAACACCCACCCUCGUCCCCACCCUAACUCCCUUUUACGGGAGGACAUACCCCCCACGCUUAUGAUACGCCUGAGAUGUGAUUCUGAGGACUCCAUGAUUCUGACACUGGACUAAAAGGAGACUUGAUCAGAACUGGAGGGACACUGAGAAAGAGAGGAAGAGGAACCGAUCUGAGGAUGAACAGAACGAGACAAAGAAAGAGAGAAAAAUACAAAAUGAAGCUAAUCAAGUUGCAGUUGUUUUUCAAAUCUGCACACAGUUGUACAUUUGUUUUUGUUUUUAGUAUCGGGGAAAGAAACGACUGUCUCCUUUAAAUGUAUCCCUCUUCUUUUUACCUCCUACUUGCCUUCCAACCUGAUAUUCGCUUGUUCAUUAUUUGAAGUGUUGUGAAGAGACUGUGUUUCUAUUUUGGUGGUAUAUAAAACAAGACUAGGUUAAAAAGUAUCCGUGGCUUUUUUGUGGAAACGUAAUACCAUUAUGAUGAGCAUUCUCUUGGUGUAUUUGUAAAACUACCAUGUAUGUAUGCAUGUAAAUGUUUUUGUCCUGACGUGGCUCACAGUACAUUCUGCUCCUGACACAGCCUAAUGGACCAUACAGACCAUAACGAAUGUGGGCCGUGUGCAGCAGGUGUCUGUCCUAUCGCCUCUGACCACAAACCACGGCCGUCAGUUUCUGUUCAUUUACCGAACGAUUCUACAUGUUGAAUCACCACCGCUCAUCGACACCUAGCAGAUGAUCUACUGCACACAGCCAAUGUUGGUGUUGGUCUUUCCUGUCCUUAACCCCGACUCCUCUCCUCGCAACCUAAACCUGAACCUGAACCUGAACCUGAACCUAAACCUGAACCUAAACCUGAACCUGAACCUGAACCUGAACCUAAACCUGAACCUGAACCUGAACCUAAACCUGAACCGAAACCUGAACCCAUGGCUUAACAAAAGAAAGAUGUUCAGAGUCACUAAUGUAGAGAUUUUCACCAACCCUAUAAAUUCAUGAAUGAAAGAAAAAUCUAUUUGUGAUAUUUUCAGAGACAUUUGCUCCAGUAUGGUGUAUUUGAUUAAUAAAAAUAAUUAUGAUACAGAAAA
Molecule: messenger RNA, 2482 nt
Organism: Oncorhynchus mykiss (rainbow trout)
Lineage: Eukaryota; Metazoa; Chordata; Actinopteri; Salmoniformes; Salmonidae
Gene: lmo4b
Product: LIM domain only 4b
Source: RefSeq, a predicted model, not a curated record